AUGCCUUUUUCGAAAAAGAGGCGCAUAGUUUUCAUAUUCACACUAUUCAGUGUUCUAUUUUGUAUAUAUCUCUACAACGGUUACUCAAUAUCUACACGGCAGGAGGCGCCGAAAGUAGAUCUAAACAAAAAUUACUUCUGGGCUCGGCUGCCUGAACGAUACCCUGUGCAGGUGCCAGUGCCUGUCCCAUCUCCUACUCCGAACAGUAUCCCGACGAUACAACAUGAUUUCCCCGCCGAGGAACUGUCUACACGCGCUAUACGAGAAGCGCGAUUAGAUGCAGUCAAGGGAAAUUUCACGCAUGCCUGGAAUGGAUACAGAAAAUAUGCGUGGAUGAGUGAUGAAGUUGCGCCUAUAUCUGGUGAAGCGCGUAAUCCGUUUGGAGGGUGGGCUGCGACGCUUGUUGAUGCGCUAGACACGUUGUGGAUCAUGGGCUUGUAUGAUGAAUUCGACGAAGCCGUUCUUGCCGUCGGAAAACUGGAUUUUACGACGUGCUCACUGGAAGAAAUCAACGUCUUCGAAACAACGAUUAGAUACCUAGGCGGGUUCCUAGGCGCUUACGACAUUAGCCAAGAGAAAUACCCCAUUCUUCUCCAAAAGGCAAUCGAGAUUGGUGAAAUGCUCUACAAGGCUUUUGACACCCCGAAUCGAAUGCCCGUUACACGAUGGAAAUUCAAGGAUGCAAAGGGCCAUCUCCCCCAAGCAGCCGGAGAGAAGGUCCUCGCUGCUGAGAUUGGGUCUCUGACGUUAGAGUUUACGAGGCUUAGUCAAUUGACUAAAGAUGCUCGGUGGUUUGAUGCAGUUCAGCGGAUCAUGGAUGUGUUUGGUGAGCAGCAGGGGCAGACCAAGGUUCCGGGUCUGUGGCCUGUGAUGGUCAGUGCAAAGACUCUAAAUUUUCAUGAGUUUUCGGGGUUUACGAUUGGAGGAAUGGCGGAUUCGCUUUAUGAGUAUCUACCCAAGCAACAUGUCCUCUUAGGGGGAGCCUCGCAUCAAUACAAGAUAUUAUACCUCGGCGCCCUUGCAUCUAUGAAACAUCACAUCUUCUUUCGACCCAUGACCAAAGAUGGGCAAGACGUGCUCCUACCAGGUGAUGUCUCAUGGUACGACCACGAUGGCGUGGCACGCCCCAGAAUCGAGCCAAAGGCUCAACAUCUCGGCUGCUUUGCGGGAGGAAUGGUUGCCCUAGGAGCAAAAGUGUUUGGGUAUCCAGAAGAUCUAUCUGUGGCUCGCAAGUUGGUGGAUGGUUGCAUUUGGGGUUAUGAGAAUGCACCGUUGGGUAUAAUGCCGGAAAUAAUACAUACAGUUGCUUGUGAAGAUCAAAGGGAUUGUCCUUGGGAUGAAUCGAAAUGGUAUCGUGAGGUUGAAAAUACUUUCUCUGAGAAUUCGGCGGAAGAGACUAUUCUAUCCCGACGUCUGGCGCCGGGCGUGUCGAAGAUUGAUGAUGGAAGAUAUAUCUUACGACCAGAAGCAAUAGAAUCAAUCUUCAUCCUCUACCGCAUAACCGGCGACCCAAUCUACCCCGAAAAGGCAUGGACCAUGUUCAACCACAUCAUCCAACACUCCAUUACAGACAUUGCGCAUGCCGGUCUGAACGACUGCACGGUUCCGAACCCACCGAAACAGGAUCGGAUGGAGUCCUUUUGGCUUGCAGAGACGUUAAAGUAUUUCUACCUGAUGUUCUCGGAGCCAGAUGUGGUUAGUUUGGAUGAGUAUGUGUUGAAUACGGAGGCGCAUCCAUUACGGCGACCUGUUUGA
Messenger RNA from Talaromyces marneffei, 1755 nucleotides. RefSeq lists its product as uncharacterized. Bases 1 to 1755 code for a protein of 584 amino acids. Lineage: Eukaryota; Fungi; Ascomycota; Eurotiomycetes; Eurotiales; Trichocomaceae. Gene Ontology annotation, cellular component: Golgi membrane; endoplasmic reticulum. Gene Ontology annotation, biological process: carbohydrate metabolic process; N-glycan processing. The transcript is spliced from 4 exons. Gene Ontology annotation, molecular function: mannosyl-oligosaccharide 1,2-alpha-mannosidase activity; calcium ion binding. The record is from RefSeq and is a predicted model, not a curated record.